Molecule: messenger RNA, 556 nt
Organism: Phaedon cochleariae (mustard beetle)
Lineage: Eukaryota; Metazoa; Arthropoda; Insecta; Coleoptera; Chrysomelidae
Source: the annotation of a GenBank genome assembly
AUAAACCCGGCUAUACCAAAUUUUGAAGUGAUACGUAGGUACUCUUGGAAAUGUCACUACAUUACGAAAAAUUCGAUUUUUAUUGUUCAACUUCAAGCACCCUGUACUUGGAAAUAACGGAGCAAUUUCAGACCAUAAUUAUGGCGUACCCGAAGUACCGCUUCGAAUACGGAGUCAAAGACGGUCACACCGGCGACAUCAAAGAGCAAUCGGAAGAACGAGACGGAGAUGCCGUGAAAGGCGAGUACUCUCUGGUGGAACCUGACGGUACCGUCAGGAAGGUGCAGUACCAAGACGACGGACACAGCGGCUUCAACGCGGUGGUGACGAGAUCGGGUCACGCGGUGCAUCCAGCGGCGCCGGUCAAGCUGGGCAUCUCUCUCGGCGGGUACCACCACUAGGAAGAGGUGGUACCCAGGUACCAUCUCAGGAAGUUCUUCUGAAGUUUGUAGCCUGAUAAUAAUAGUAUUAUGCUGUUUAAGUUUUAGUUCCACCCAACGGUUAUGGUUGAUUGAGUUUGUUCUCUCAGUUGAUGAAAUGAAAAUCCAUACAGUAA